This is a messenger RNA of Amoebophrya sp. A120, 622 nucleotides long. Lineage: Eukaryota; Dinophyceae; Syndiniales; Amoebophryaceae. The record is from the annotation of a GenBank genome assembly.
CAGAUAUGAUCUUCCUCCUGCUUAGCUGUAACUACUGCGCGCACAUGUAUUGUGUGUGGCGCGCCAGUCAUCUGGGCGCGUUGCUUCCAUGGCGGUUGCCCGGUCGUGCUGCCGACGACUCAGGUUUUGUGCACGCGCGCGGGCUGUCCCGGGCCCUGCUCUGCUCGACCGCCAAAAACAGCGUCGUGCAGCAGAAGAGUGCGACUUCGGUUGCGGCUCCGUGCCUGGCGCAACUAUCUGUGGCGCGGCGUUCUGCUCAGGGCGUGGCGCCUUCGGUGUUCUUUCCUGAAGACUUUUCCCCGAGGGGCCGCUAUUGCAGUGCGCGCCACCUCUUGUCUUUGCGGCCCGCGCUGCGUUUUGGUUGGGCCGGCUAUCGUGGCCCGGGCCGCCGCCCUGUGGCGUGGCCAUCGAGCCGCGGCGCGAUGGGUGGUCUGCGCCUCGGCAACUUUGUUGCCGGGCUUCUCGUUGCGCCGUGCGACGGCGAUGCGCCAGCGCGCGCGCCGGCCUCUGCGUGGUGUUUGGUCAAUGAAUGGCAGGCGCGCAGCGCAUGCAACUUGUGCUUCACGAGCAGAAGUGUGGCAUUGCGUACUGUGACUCUGAAAACAGCUGCGGCCGCUGGGAC